AUGACGGCCCGAGGUGCAGAAGAAACCUAUGGUGAUAGAAGGAAAGUAAAGAACAACAGAUUGAGCGCCCAUAGCCAUGAGAAUCACCGCGCCGGGAAGUUCACGAUUUAUAGAAAUAGUUUCCUCCUGGAGGUAUCGUGCUUCAAUGCUAGCCACACAGUGCUAAAUGAAAACAAUGCUAGCCACACAGUGCUAAUAGAAAACAAUGCUAGCCGCACAGUGCGUGCCAAUAACAGUGCCAGCCAGACAGUGCUAAUAGAAAACAAUGCUAACCACACAGUGCGCACCAAUAACAGUGCCAGCCAGACAGGGCUAAUAGAAAAGAAUGCUAGCCGCACGGUGCGCGCCAAUAACAGUGCCAGCCAGACAGUGCUAAUAGAAAAGAAUGCUAGCUGCACAGUGCGCACCAAUAACAGUGCCAGCCAGACAGUGCUAAUAGAAAAGAAUGCUAGCCGCACAGUGCGCGCCAAUAACAGUGCCAGCCAGACAGUGCUAAUAGAGAACAAUGCUAACCACACAGUGCACGCCAAUAACAGUGUCAGCCAGACAGUGCUAAUAGAGAACAAUGCUAGCCACAUAGUGCGCGCCAAUAACAGUGUCAGCCAGACAGUGCUAAUAGAAAACAAUGCUAGCCACACAGUGCGCACCAAUAACAGUGCCAGCCAGACAGUGCUAAUAGAGAACAAUGCUAGCCACACAGUGCGCGCCAAUAACAGUGCCAGCCAGACAGUGCUAAUAGAAAACAAUGCUAACCACACAGUGCGCACCAAUAACAGUGCCAGCCAGACAGUGCUAAUAGAAAACAAUGCUAACCACACAGUGCGCGCCAAUAACAGUGCCAGCCAGACAGUGCUAAUAGAGAACAAUGCUAGCCGCACAGUGCGCACCAAUAACAGUGCCAGCCAGACAGUGCUAAUAGAGAACAAUGCUAGCCGCACAGUGCGCGCCAAUAACAGUGCCAGACAGACAGUGCUAAUAGACAACAAUGCUAACCACACAGUGCGCGCCAAUAACAGUGUCAGCCAGACAGUGCUAAUAGAGAACAAUGCUAACCACACAGUGCGCACCAAUAACAGUGCCAGCCAGACAGUGCUAAUAGAAAACAAUGCUAACCACACAGUGCGCGCCAAUAACAGUGCCAGCCAGACAGUGCUAAUAGAAAACAAUGCUAGCCGCACAGUGCGCACCAAUAACAGUGCCAGCCAGACAGUGCUAAUAGAGAACAAUGCUAGCCGCACAGUGCGCGCCAAUAACAGUGCCAGACAGACAGUGCUAAUAGACAACAAUGCUAACCACACAGUGCGCGCCAAUAACAGUGCCAGCCAGACAGUGCUAAUAGAGAACAAUGCUAGCCGCACAGUGCGCGCCAAUAACAGUGCCAGCCAGACAGUGCUAAUAGAGAGCAAUGCUAACCACACAGUGCACGCCAAUAACAGUGCCAGACAGACAGUGCUAAUAGAAAACAAUGCUAACCACACAGUGCGCGCCAAUAACAGUGCCAGCCAGACAGUGCUAAUAGAGAACAAUGCUAGCCGCACAGUGCGCGCCAAUAACAGUGCCAGACAGACAGUGCUAAUAGACAACAAUGCUAACCACACAGUGCGCGCCAAUAACAGUGCCAGCCAGACAGUGCUAAUAGAGAACAAUGCUAGCCGCACAGUGCGCGCCAAUAACAGUGCCAGCCAGACAGUGCUAAUAGAGAACAAUGCUAACCACACAGUGCGCGCCAAUAACAGUGCCAGCCAGACAGUGCUAAUAGAGAACAAUGCUAGCCGCACAGUGCGCGCCAAUAACAGUGCCAGCCAGACAGUGCUAAUAGAGAACAAUGCUAACCACACAGUGCGCGCCAAUAACAGUGCCAGCCAGACAGUGCUAAUAGAGAACAAUGCUAGCCGCACAGUGCGCGCCAAUAACAGUGCCAGACAGACAGUGCUAAUAGACAACAAUGCUAACCACACAGUGCGCGCCAAUAACAGUGCCAGCCAGACAGUGCUAAUAGAGAACAAUGCUAGCCGCACAGUGCGCGCCAAUAACAGUGCCAGACAGACAGUGCUAAUAGACAACAAUGCUAACCACACAGUGCUAAAUUAA
Messenger RNA from Hyla sarda, 2091 nucleotides. RefSeq lists its product as uncharacterized. The record is from RefSeq and is a predicted model, not a curated record. NCBI's taxonomy places the organism in Eukaryota, Metazoa, Chordata, Amphibia, Anura, Hylidae. Bases 1 to 2091 code for a protein of 696 amino acids. The transcript is spliced from 2 exons.